Messenger RNA from Ostrea edulis (European flat oyster), 1546 nucleotides. Its product is annotated as UPF0184 protein-like. The transcript has 2 exons. Bases 29 to 352 code for a protein of 107 amino acids. The record is from RefSeq and is a predicted model, not a curated record. Lineage: Eukaryota; Metazoa; Mollusca; Bivalvia; Ostreida; Ostreidae.
CACCGGAAAUUGCUAUGUUGUUGAGCACAUGACACAAAAUAUGGCCGAAGAAGUAAACAUGCCUCAAAAUCAUCAAAAUGGAUUUGGGGAAACUCCUGGUGAGGAAAGGCAGGAAGAGGAGAUAGAGGAGGAAAUUCCGAUAGAGGAAGAGGAAAAUGUAGAGGAGCUUGUAGAAAAUGCCAGCAACGAGUAUCAAGAUUUAAGCAACACACUAGACCAGAUCGAUAGAUGGAUGACGGAUAUAGAAACACAGAACGAUUCCCUUGUGUCUAAGCUUCGUGAUCUCCUGGAGUCAAAUCGACAAAUACGUGCUGAACUUCAGCAGGAAAACUCCGAGAAAAAGACUAGCUGACACAAAAAGAAAUUGGACAAUAAUUUAUAACAUUACAGAGGAAUAUUUUGGGACCAUGCAUAUUCCGCUUUGCGUAUGUAUCAAUGUGUAGUCAUUGCAAAACAGAUCACCUGUUGUCACUGUAAAUAGACCACGUGUGGUAAUUACAAACAUACCACGUGUAGUCAUUGUAAACAGAUCACGUGUAGUUAUUGUAAACAGAUCACGUGUAGUCAUUGUAAACAGAUAUUUUAAAGUCAUUGUAAAUAAAACAUUAAGUCAUUGUAAACAGAUCACGUGUAGACAUUGUAAACAGAUCACGUGUAGUCAUUGUAAACAGACCACGUGUUGUCAUUGUAAACAGAUCAUGUGUAGACAUUGUAAACAUACCACGUGUAGUCAUUGUAAAUAUACCAGGAGAUAGUCAUUGUAAACAGAGAAUUUAAAGUCAUUGUAAAUAAAACAUUAAGUCAUUGUAAACAGAUAAUAUGUAGUCAUUAUAAAUAGACCACGUGUAGUCAUUGUCAAUAUAUUAGGUGUUAUUGUAAAAGAUCAUUUGAAGUCAUUGUAAAUAAAACAUGUAGUUGUUUUAAACAGAUCAUUCAUAGUUGACUCUCAUGAUUCAAAAUUCGCGAGUCCGUAUUCCAGAGAUAUUAUGAAAUGUGCAGGCAAGGAUUUUUAGCUCCCGAUCCAAACCAAAUCUAGUUGCUUGUUAUACUAAUAUCGUUCAAUCAUUAGGCGGUGUGCACAGUUUAAUAGUUCUGUCAUUAGGCGGUGUGCACAGUUUAAUAGUUCAAUCAUUAGGCGGUGUGCACAGUUUAAUAGUUCAAUCAUUAGGCGGUGUGCACAGUUUAAUAGUUCUGUCAUUAGGCGGUGUGCACAGUUUAAUAGUUCUGUCAUUAGGUGGGUUACGUCACUAACAGUUUGUUGGAAUAUAUUUUAUGAUCAUUAUGUGCAGAUAAGAUUACCUACUGAGAAUUUCUCCAUUGGAUUUGUUAUAAUUUACGCAAAAAUGUUUGUUAAUAAUGUUUAUUUCAUGCAGGGUUGUUCAAUGGUUAAUUUGUACUUCGUAACUUUGCCUAGUCAAACAUUUUCCACAAAUGCUGUCAUUCUGUUAUUGCAGGAAUAAUAAUUUCAUACUUAAGAAUUUUUGAGUCCUGAAUUUGCAGCUGUAAUUUGUUUUACUAGUGACGUCGUUAAUAAAUAUAAAGGUUU